Panonychus citri (citrus red mite) is the source of this 1608-nucleotide messenger RNA. RefSeq names its product beta-1,3-galactosyltransferase 1-like. NCBI's taxonomy places the organism in Eukaryota, Metazoa, Arthropoda, Arachnida, Trombidiformes, Tetranychidae. Bases 169 to 1311 code for a protein of 380 amino acids. The record is from RefSeq and is a predicted model, not a curated record. The transcript has a single exon. Gene Ontology annotation, cellular component: membrane. Gene Ontology annotation, molecular function: hexosyltransferase activity.
CCUAAAUUGUGAUUAGUUUAAGAUCAACAAUUUAAAUCAAUCUGCCCACUCGCGAUUAACCUAAUAAGGAUUUGACCACACCAACGAUUAACAUAAUCAGAGACAAAUGAAAAUUAGUCUUGAAACAGUGAAUACGAUUACUAAUCAUGAGAAUGUCAGUUAAUUGUGAUGAUUUGGUUAAAUUAUUGUUCGAGAAAAUCGAGAAAACUUUUCAUAUUUCCAAUAGUUUCCAUUAUCAUAUCGCUUUUAGUUUGGACAUUUGCUCCGAUCGAUUUGUUUCCAUCUUCGUUUGAUAGUUUACUUAUUGCUCCAGUGAACAGUUAUGAUUAUCUUAAUCGAACUCAGGAUUGGAUGUUUGGUGAAUUCGUGAUUAAAAAUGAAGACCAUUGUUCGGGAAAAAGGUCAACAUCGAUUGUCCUUCUUGUCCAUAGUGAUCCAGGUAAUGGUAAGAAUCGAAACCUUUUACGACAAUUUACUCCCUUGGAUUAUUGUUUAACUUUUCUUCUUGGAUCUCGAGAUGGUGGAACCAAUUCUGAGAUUGAAAAGGAAUCCAAACAAUUCGGUGAUAUUGUCCAAGGAACUUUUCAUGAUUCUUAUCGAAACCUAACAAGGAAACACAUCAUGGGUCUAACUUGGGCUGCUCUUUAUUGUCCAUUUGCUUCAUUCGUCUUUAAAGUAGAUGAUGAUAUUUUCCUUAAUUACACCUUCAUAAGUGAUUACCUGGACAGUCAAUUUCCACCGUCACAAUCGGAUCCUUUUCUGGUUCGAUCGCCGAUCAAGAUGAUUAUCGGUUACGUUAUGCCCCAAUCACCAGUUAUCCGCGAUUUGACCAGCAAAUGGUUUGUCCACCAAUCGGAUUAUCCAAACGAUUAUUAUCCAACCUUCGUCUCCGGCUGGGGAUACAUAACGACCAUAGAUGUGGUCAAUCAGCUACUCAAUCAAAUCCCUUCAACGCCAAUGUUUUGGAUCGAUGAUAUUUACGUUACCGGAAUGUUACGAUCAAAAAUAUCAGAUAUUUUCUUCUAUUCGAUAAACAAAUUUUUCAACAUUAACAUAAAUCUCUUGAAAAACUGGACACAACUUACUUACGAUCAUGUUUGGCCUUAUAUGGUCAGUGUAACGUCAAGAGAUCUACUUGACCGUAGCCUUCAACGUUACCAAUUUUGUAGAAACCACAAAGACCAUUGUUACUGUUGUUUACCUUGGUUAGAUUUAUUCAAUUCGAAAAGUUCUAACUCAUCGAUCCAACAGUUUGUACCUUUGAAAUCUCAGGGGAAAAUAUCGGAAAUUCACAUGAUAAUCAAGUCUUAGUUUGAAAGAAAACGAUAGAAAUGAAUUGAAACAAAUUCUGAAAAAGAGUCACCAUCUAUCGAGUAAUAAUCUAGUCUCUUUAUGGAAAUUUUUUCCAAUCAACUUUUUCUCUCUCAAUCAAACAUCAAUAGACAAUAAAUUGAUAUUCUAUUUAAAAUUUUGUUUAUUCAAAUUCGAAAAUGUAAAAUCGAUUCACCUUAGAACGAUUAUAAAAAAGUAUCAAUAAGAAAAAAAAAGUAAAAGAAAAAUUGAUAUUCAAGUCAAUUGAUUCUCGAACAGAAUCAAACUGUUAGAAUC